ACAACAUGUUUUACGUUUGUCCUUUGAUAGCCCUAGGUCAUACCCUCGUAAUGAAACUGCAAACUCUCAAAAUCUGGAUGAUUGCUGCCUGCAUUGUACAUGGUUUCGGAUUUGGAAUUCUUAUCGCAAUGACACCUGUUGUUAUUUACGACUUAGUGGGACAUGAAAAGUUUCUGCAAGCUUUGUCUCAGCUUCUCCUGGUUAUUGGAAUUGCAAACUUACUGUGCAAUUUUGUAGGAGGUAGCAUACGAGAUGUAUAUGGAACAUAUGAUUUGGCUUAUGAGCUGGGUGUAGCAGCAGCACUUCUGGCGGCCCUCGGUUUCUUGGUCAUGGCUUGUGUCACAAAGAAACACCACAGAAAGGAAGAUCUUUUACAGCAACACUAUUUUAAAACCACCCCAUACAACUCUAUAAAUUGAACUGUUUAAUUACUUGUAUUUUCAGAAUAUUUUAAUUUUAGGUUAAUGAAUAGGAAAAGUGCUUUGAGUAUGCAUCGUAUGUCGCACGCAAUCAAUUGCGGUGACCCAGUGUCGUACUUCAAGUUCUUGCAAUAGUCUUCGUACAAAAAUAAUGGCGUUUGAUAUAUUUUUUGAAUAAUGAAUAAUAGAAGUAUUUAAAUUUACUUUUCUUUGGAUAGUUAGUUACAAAAUUCAUAGGCAUAAGAUAUUUGAUAACCCUAUUAUGAACAGAGUGUUAGAAAAAGGUAACCACUUUCACCAUAAAAGACCAUAAUUUCGAGCAAAAUUUCACUAUUUUAUUCAAUAACGUCAACGUUUUACUUUUUGUAAAGUCAUCAUUAAAUUUAUCAAAAAUACAUUAUGUAUAUAGUACAUAGGAUUAGAUUUAAGUUUUCAGUCAGUUGUACGUGGACUACUCUAAAAACGUUUACACGUACACAUGUUCAAGGAGGUACAAUGUUGUCUAAAUGGAUGCUACAGUCAACAUCCUCUAACCCCGGCUGGACCUGAACUCAACAUUUGCACAUGUUACAAGUACCAAAAGUACAGUUUUAAAGACGUCCGCAGAUCAGAACAUACGGCGAUGUACAUGAAGCUUUCAAUGAUACACUAGAUUGAAAUUCCAUGAAAAGCGGCGUAUAUAGUCCUCAGUUAAAUAAACAAAAGACGCAAAACUCGUUGACAUGGCGUUUGACAAAACUGAAAUAUUAUACGUAAAGUUUAAAGAAUAAUACAAACUCGCCUAAAAGUCUAUGGAUAAAACCUUUUUUUGUACUUUUUGUAACCUAAACCAAAGGUCUCAAUCCGAAAAUUGAGGAGUUCCAUGCAAAGUUUGUUUUAGCCCCUACAAAUAGAGUAUAAAUCAAUAUCAUCAUAAUAUUUCGCAUUUACUACACAAAUAAAUUACGAAAUGAAAUAAAAAUACUUAUCAGUUGCCGCCACUAGAUGAGAUAAAUAUUGUGAAAGAUAACGUACAUCAAUGGAUCAAUUUUAAAGUCAGAAGUGAUUGUUCAUGUAAUAAAAGCUUACUACUAUUUACGGUAUCUUGCAUAAAACUUGAUACAUUACAGAAUUAAUUACAAAAUAUUUCUUUUGACUUUCCAGUAUUAGUGCAAUAAAAGAUGAUGUACAAAGGUACCGCUCUUAAGUUAUAUGAGAACUCUGAUUUUCAUCUGCAUUGG
Messenger RNA from Mercenaria mercenaria, 1639 nucleotides. RefSeq names its product monocarboxylate transporter 12-B-like. The transcript has 2 exons. The coding region runs from base 6 to 419 and encodes 137 amino acids. The record is from RefSeq and is a predicted model, not a curated record. NCBI's taxonomy places the organism in Eukaryota, Metazoa, Mollusca, Bivalvia, Venerida, Veneridae.